AUGAUGCGCCGUGUUAUUUCCCAGCCCGUCACCCGCCGCGCGGCGGCCGCCUCAAGUGUGCUCGUGGUCACACCUCGCAAGGCUUCCACUGUCGCCAUCUCCGUCCAGGGGCUGCACUACGUUGGCACUGGUCUCGCCGCCAUUGCUCUUGCUGGUGUCGGCAUGGGUAUUGGUACCAUCUUUGGCUCCCUGCUGAUGUCCUGCGCUCGCCAGCCGAACUUGACCAAGAUGCUCUUCAACUACGCCAUUCUCGGUUUCGCCCUGACGGAGGCCAUCGGCCUGUUCGCGCUGAUGCUCGCCUUCCUCAUGCUCUUCUCGUAG
Molecule: messenger RNA, 321 nt
Organism: Leishmania braziliensis MHOM/BR/75/M2904
Lineage: Eukaryota; Euglenozoa; Kinetoplastea; Trypanosomatida; Trypanosomatidae
Product: putative ATPase subunit 9
Exons: 1
Coding region: 1-321 (106 amino acids)
Biological process (GO): proton motive force-driven ATP synthesis; proton transmembrane transport
Molecular function (GO): proton transmembrane transporter activity
Source: RefSeq, a predicted model, not a curated record